AUGUCGUCGCUGUACGAAGCUGACUACGGAACUGCAUAUUAUCGUUCAAACGAUCCGAUAAAGAAUUUGAAGAUUAAGGUAUCAUUGAAAAAAGUGUCUGCAUCUUUUCCUGAUGACAACCCUACAGCUCUGUUCACAACAGAAGGUGGUGUCGAGCUUAAAACACUUGGAAAGGGAAAGAAGGACAAAUCAAAUGAUAUUCAAGAAUGUGUCAUUGGUUGGCAGCAGAAGAUAUUUUGCCAGCGAGAAGUAGAAUUUUACAGUAAACCUGAAAACUGCCAGAAUGUACUGGAUCAGAAAUACAAGCAAGAUGUCUCAGUAUUACUGAACAAAAAAAGACGAAAGAAUCUGAUCUUCACCUAUGUCGACCAUGACCGAUUCUCACAUCAACAGGAAGGUGUCUACAGUAUGACCAAUUAUUACGUGAAGCCCAGUCCUCUGGCGGUGAAAAUGGCACAAGUACAUUGUCGCAGACUUGGUGGUAGACAGCUGAAAGAGAAAGAACAAGGAAGUAUCCCCAAGACUUUGAUUGUUGACGAAGCACCAUCUGAAGAAGCCAAACUGAGAAACCACCUAGAGGCACCACCUAUCCAAGUCAUGUACAUCAUGGCAGAUCUGAGCCCAGCGGACAGACCAGCAACUGAGGCAGACGAAUAUAUUUUGUGUGCCCUCAAAGUAGAUGCUAACGGAGUCUUGAGUGUGCGGCCUGACUUCACCAGUGGCAGGAAACCUUACAGUAUAGAAUCUCUUACGACGCGAGAAACCUAUGAUUACACAAUUGAGAAUGUCUCUAAAGACAUGAGUCAUCAGGAGCAAGAGAAGGAACUACGAAUGUACAGAGAGAUGUACGCCAGGCAUAAUGACUUUGUUCAGUCAUGUGUUGGCCAGGAGUUUGAACUGUGUCCGGUUGAUACUUUACGAGUUGUUGUGUUUGGAGAAAUUGUGUCCGCUCAAGAUUUUGAAAAGGACAACCUGUACAUUCAUAUGUUUACAGAUCUCCCCAAGAACUGGUCAGCUGAUCGAAGCCAGCAGUUGUCAUGGGUAACCCAGUCGUGUGCCACAAAAACUGUUGACCAGACUGAAGUGGCAUAUUUCAGCUACCCGUUUCAUUUUGAGUUGUCAUACAAGAAAAAUCAGUUGGCACCAGAUAACGAAGAUGAGCUGCCUCAGUUCCCACGAUUGAUGAUUGAGGUCGGGGCCAUUGAUUCCUGGUCCCGACAUUUUAACGAAGGUUACAGCUACUUCCAACUUCCUGCCAAACCAGGUGCAUACACAGAGAAAGCUCACUGCUGGAGACCCGUUGGCAAUUCAGUGGUUGACAACUUACGCCGCUUUUUUAUCGGAGGAACACCAGAAAUAGAAGACCCCACAUAUGCUGCAGUCCCUUCUACGUUUGAUGGCACAUACCUCAGCAAGUUUGGAUUCAGAACUCAAUCCACAGGAACAGUGACAGCUCACUUCAACAUCAUGUGGCAGAGCAGAAGUUUUAUGGAGAGCAAAGCCAACAAGCGUUCUCUAGGAUCAUUACUGCAGUCUCUGGGAAUAACGGCCAUGCAAGCUAACAUCACCAGUGUUUUAGAGGCAUUCAAGAGAGCUAGGAUGAAGAUGGUACAGGCAAGAGAAGCAGCGACCCAGGAACUGCUCCGGGAGGUCAAACCAAUAGAGAAGGGAGAACUGGAUUACUAA
Messenger RNA from Candidula unifasciata, 1686 nucleotides. NCBI's taxonomy places the organism in Eukaryota, Metazoa, Mollusca, Gastropoda, Stylommatophora, Geomitridae. The record is from the annotation of a GenBank genome assembly.